Molecule: messenger RNA, 4855 nt
Organism: Labrus mixtus (cuckoo wrasse)
Lineage: Eukaryota; Metazoa; Chordata; Actinopteri; Labriformes; Labridae
Gene: uba6
Product: ubiquitin like modifier activating enzyme 6
Exons: 32
Coding region: 100-3177 (1025 amino acids)
Biological process (GO): protein sumoylation
Cellular component (GO): SUMO activating enzyme complex; cytoplasm
Molecular function (GO): SUMO activating enzyme activity
Source: RefSeq, a predicted model, not a curated record
AACCAGUCACAGCCAUUCAUUCGGUACAGCUCGUCGCGCAUACUGACAGGUGUAGUCGUUAUCUCUCAGACAGUUAAACCCCCCCUCUCCCCUCCCGGCAUGGCUGCAGACUCCAUGGAGAUUGACGACUCUCUUUACAGCCGCCAGCGAUAUGUGCUGGGAGACAGUGCUAUGCACCAGAUGGCCCAGUCCUCAGUCUUUCUCAGUGGAAUGGGAGGACUGGGAAUUGAGAUAGCAAAGAAUAUCGUAUUGGCUGGUGUCAAGGCAGUCACACUUCAUGACACAAAGCAAUGUGAGACGUGGGAUCUGGGCUCCAACUUCUUUAUCCGUGAUGAGGAUGUGUUGAGCCAGAAGAGGAGGGUGGAGGCGGUGUGCCCUCGAGUCGCAGAGUUGAACCCUUAUGUCCACGUUGACAUGUCUUCCUCCGCUCUGGAUGACAACACUGAUCUCAGCUUUCUGAGGAAGUAUCAGUGUGUCAUAUUGACUGAAGCAAGAUUGAGCCUCCAAAAGAGAGUAAAUGAGUUCUGCCACUCACAACAACCCCCCAUCAGGUUCAUCGGCUGUGAUGCGUAUGGCAUCUGUGUGCGGGUGUUCUGUGAUUUUGGAGAGGAGUUCGAGGUUUCAGAUCCCACAGGAGAGGAGCCCAAAGAGAUUUUCAUACAAACUAUCUCUCAGGACAAUCCUGGGGUGGUUACCUGCAUGGACAACCAGCCACAUGGCCUUCAGACCGGCCAGAGUGUUGUCUUCAGAGAGGUCAAUGGCAUGUCCGAACUCAACGGAACUUCAAGACAGGUUUCAGUCCUUUCCCCUCACAGCUUUUCAAUAGGAGACACAUCUGGACUACAACCAUAUGAACACGGAGGCUUCUUUGUUCUGGUGAAAACCCCCAAAACGUACAGAUUUGAGACCUUAGAGAAACAGUUGUGUGACCCUCAGGUCCUGACUCCAGACUUAAGUAAACCAGAGGCCCCACUCCAAAUCCAUGCAGCCAUGUUGGCUCUGGACACCUUCCAGGAGCAGCACAGUAGACUCCCUAACGUCGGGUGUUUACAGGAUGCUGAGGUUUUACUGAAGCUUACCCAAGAAGUGAACGCGACUCUCAGGAACAAAGCUUCUGUAAAUACUGAGUUGGUGCGCUGUCUGUCAAGAACAGCCCGAGGAUUUCUUCCUCCCUUAGCGGCAGCUGUAGGAGGUCUAGCCAGCCAGGAAGUUCUUAAAGCCAUCACAGGGAAAUUUGCACCUUUGCAGCAAUGGUUUUAUCUAGAUGCCACCGAGGUAGUCAGGCCGCUUCAGUCUCUCUCUGCGGAGGAGUUUUCCCCACGGGGCGAUCGAUAUGAUGGAUUACGAGCUUGCAUUGGGGAAUCAAUGUGUUUAGAACUUCAAAAGCUCAGGGUCUUUAUGGUGGGCUGUGGGGCCAUAGGCUGUGAGAUGCUGAAAAACUUUGCCCUGCUCGGAGUGGGAUUGACCAAGAGCUCAGGAGAGGUAUGCAUCACAGACCCAGACCUUAUAGAGAAAUCCAACCUCAACCGACAGUUUCUCUUCAGACCACAUCACAUACAGAAACCGAAGAGCACCACAGCAGCAGAAGCCACCUGUGAUAUCAACCCAGAGCUGCAGGUGGACGCUCAUCUAAACAAGGUGUGCCCGGCUACUGAGAACAUUUACAGUGACACCUUCUACUCACGCAUGAACAUAGUGGUCACUGCGCUGGACAACGUGGAGGCCCGGAGAUAUGUAGACAGCCGUUGUUUAUCCAAUCAGAGACCUCUCCUGGACUCUGGCACCAUGGGAACCAAAGGACACACAGAAAUAAUUGUGCCAAAUUUGACAGAAUCUUACAAUAGCCAUAGGGACCCCCCAGAAGAGGAGAUCCCGUUCUGCACUCUCAAGUCCUUCCCUUCUGUCAUAGAGCACACCAUUCAGUGGGCCAGGGACAAGUUUGAGAAUGCAUUUGUUCACAAGCCCUCCAUAUACAACUCAUUCUGGCAGACCCACCCCUCCGCUGAAGUGGUGCUUCAGAGGAUGCAGACAGGGGAAAGUCUGGAGGGGUCCUUCCAGGUUAUUAAGCUGCUGAGCAGACGUCCCAGUCAGUGGGAACAGUGCAUCACUGUUGCACGUCUGAAAUUUGAAAAGUAUUUCAAGAGAAAGGCCCUACAACUGUUGCACUCUUUCCCCCUGGACACAAGGUUAAAAGAUGGAAGUUUGUUUUGGCAGUCCCCAAAAAGACCUCCAGCUCCUUUUGAUUUUGACUUGACAGACUCUAUGCACUUCACUUUCAUUGUCAGCACUGCCCGACUCUUUGCAGAGACUUACAACAUCCCGUACUCAGAAAAGGAUCUCUCUGAGGAGGCGGUGGCCCGGGUUCUCUCAGGUGUCAGGAUUCCCGAGUACAGGCCCUCCCAGAAAAGUAUAGAGACGGACGAGACGGCAAAGAAGCCCGAUCAGGCGAAGAUGCCUCUGAGCAGUGAAGAGGAGAGGGAGGCCAUCAUACAGCUGGAGCAGGCCAUCGCUACUGACAACGUCACAGCAGAGCGGUUACGGAUGAGUCCACUGCAGUUUGAAAAGGACGACGACAGCAACGGCCAUAUGGACUUUGUGGCGUCGGCAUCUGCGCUCAGAGCCAGGAUGUACUCCAUCGAGCCCGCUGACAGACUCAAGACUAAACGCAUCGCCGGCAAGAUCAUCCCUGCCAUCGCCACGGCAACAGCUGCUGUGGCUGGAUUGGUGGCCCUCGAGUUGAUCAAGGUGGUUGGAGGCUACGAGUUUGAAUCUUUCAAAAACUGCUUCUUCAACUUGGCCAUUCCUGUCAUGGUGCUCACAGAGCCCGCCCCCGUGAAAAGGGCACUCAUCAGGGACAACAUCUAUUUCUCCAUCUGGGACUGCUGGACUAUCUUUGGCCAUGAAGACUUCACGCUGUCUGACUUCAUGAAUGCAGUGAGGGAAAAGUAUGGAAUUGAACCCACGAUGGUCGUCCAUGGUGUGAAGAUGCUCUAUGUGCCUGUGAUGCCUGGACACUCAAAGAGGCUCAAACUAACGAUGCAAAAGCUGAUCAGGCCAUCCGUGGACCGCCGCUACGUCGACCUCACUGUGUCAUUUGCUCCGGAGACUGACGGAGACGACGACCUGCCCGGUCCUCCGGUCAGGUACCACUUCAGCCGCGACGGAGAGACUCCCUGACACCUUCUUAGAUGUCAUCCUCUAGCCUCUCGUGUCCUUACUUAUCUCAUGUAAAUUGUUCUACCCCUGAUAACCUUGGCCGGGAGCCUUCUCGCAGGAAGCUAUCUCACACGGGAAAAGCUCUUGGCCCCAGCUCAAGCCCCUCCCCCCAAAUCCCCCCUGUACUUCAUGGAGCAAGCAAAGGCGAGUCCUGGUUCCAGUAUUUCUUGCCACAGAUCUAGCCAGUGGAACACGAGGCUGCUGAAGUAGCACUUAACUGUACCUGUGUACAUAUAUUUUCUCUUAUGUUUUGUACUCCGGUGAAAUGCACAGCUCUGCCUGUGUCGAUGCCUUAAUUGAUUAAUGAUUUUAUUUCUGUUUGUGGCAGUGAGUCUGACUAAAAUCUAUGUUUACAGCAACCUGCAUACUCCCAACACACAUCGGUCUCUGUUCUGUUUGAAGUCGGCUAGACCCUAAAGGGGGCUGUGAUUGGACUAUUUGGGCAGUGAAGUGGGAUUGUGAUUGGAAAGCUUCACAUCUUCUUCUUCUUCUUCCCCAAUGUCCUCUCAAAUGAUUGCCAACUACAGAAUUUGCCGGUCACCUCCCAGUUUUAGAAACAGGUCAAAGCUGAUAUUUGUUGUAUGAUUUGGAAGUUAAAAAAAAUGUCAGUAUAAAACAGCAAAACCACCAAAGAUACUGAUGAUCGUUGUGUGCAGAUUUGUUUUCAUUUUUGAUCACUUUGGCGGCCUCAGAAAUCACAUUUGGAUCAUAGGGGACGGGUAUUAUGAACCGAACAUUACAGAGCAACACACACCAGCAGCGUCUCGAGGAAAUCCAUCGACUCCUUGAGACUUAGAACUUUUAGUGAUGUAUACAAUUUCUCACAUUGGUCCCCAGCCGAUGAAGCUGCCGACAUGUGUUGCACUUAAUACGAUGGGUGAUACCACUUAUUAACUGUAGCUGCUAGUCAAAACCUACCACUGAGGUUAUGACAGCUUGAAAUUGUAAACAUUGUCCUUCGUUAUAGCAAGUAACAACAUGAGGUCAACGGCUUUUUCACACACAGGAAGCCUUCUUUUUGUUUCACAGACAUGAACACCUUUAUCAUCAUCUGGAAAGAAACCAUCCCUCUUUUUUUUUUUAAGAAAAGAAAAUCUGUUGAUGAUUUAUUUGUUGCAUUUGUGGAUGUGUGUCCAUGACAUGUAUUUAUUUACUUGUUUCUCUUUUUUCUGUCAAAUCGAGCGCGUGUCGACGAGCUCUGUUGAUUGGUGGCACACUGGUUAAUUGUGAAUCAACAAAGAACAUUUGUCCUGAAAGUUCUUGUCCAGACAUGUCAUUUAAAUCUUCUAUUUAGUUCCUGAUAAACAUCGAGUGAAAGGUUGUGAGCAUUCUGAAAUAAUGUCGAUGUGGAACCUUUAAAAUGUUUUGUUUUGACUUAAAGAUAGUCACCAAACAUUUGAUUCUUUAAAACACUUGAGACUGAAGUCAGCCAAACUCGUUCCUCGACCACAUUUAUGUCUCCCUACGAGCAGAGGUGGUGAAUUUGACAUCAGGCGGAACAGAUCUCUCAUACGGACAAUACUUCUUGUGUAAAACAAAACAGUGUUAAAGAGUGACUGAUGAUGUAUGUUCCUGUGACAGACAACUCAACCAACGGUCCAAUAAAAUGUGAGAUUUCAGGAUGUCCUCGAUACUAAAA